Messenger RNA from Nilaparvata lugens (brown planthopper), 2659 nucleotides. RefSeq lists its product as uncharacterized. The record is from RefSeq and is a predicted model, not a curated record. Bases 129 to 944 code for a protein of 271 amino acids. The transcript is spliced from 6 exons. NCBI's taxonomy places the organism in Eukaryota, Metazoa, Arthropoda, Insecta, Hemiptera, Delphacidae.
GCUGGGUUGGUCAUCCUGGUUACGAAUUAUAGACGUUGUUUGUAUUUUGUAAAAGUUUUAAAAAAAUUAAGAACUUGACUGUGACUGCACAUAAUAUCAGUGUCUUUUUUGUGAUCAUUAAUAAGAAGAUGGCGCCAAAAAAACGGUCGACAUUAUACAAUCAAAAAUCUCGGCAACCAUCAAGAAUGAAGGAAUCCGUCAGCUGCUCAGUUUUCCUGGAUGAAGUUGGCCAAGUUCAGUCAUCAACACCAAAACAAGUCAAGUUGACAAAAAAGGAAAUUUCAAAAGCGGCAGAAGAAUUGGCCUCAGAAAUACAAAACAAAAUUGAUGAGUAUGUCAAGUCCGCAACCUUGUUCAAGCUAUCUUUAAAAAGACAACUUUUGAAAACACCUCUCUGGCAGUUCGAGGAGUAUAGAGACAAUUAUGCAGUCGAUUCAAUUGACAGGAAAAUUGAAGGAAACGUUGAAAAUGUUGAACCGAAGUGCACUUCGAAGAGACUUCGGACUAGUAGUGCGGAUCCAUUCAAAAAACCAGCUCCAGUAGGAAUAAAACAGACUGGUCGAGUAUCAAGAUCUGCGACCAGAUCAAGGAAUUCUGCGAUGAAGACUCCGUACAUGUCGUCGCAGUUUGGUUCGGCUGAGAUGACGCCGAUCACACCCAAGUUUGACAUCAACACACCGGCGUCUGUGUUGCGGCAGCCGCGCCUCGGAGAGCAGGCCGUGUCACUGAGUGGCAGUCCCCUCCAUGUGGCCAUCCCCACCGCCACCAACCCCACCAUCAAUGUGCCACUCAGUGACGGCAACGUCCUGACCAUCCUCCCGCCCCUCAGCCAGGCCAACCGCCCCCGCCCGCCCCCCGUCGCCCUCGACCCAGAGUGUCGGCACAAGCUGCAGACCAUUCAAAUGUAUCUCACGCACAUGUUGGACGGAUACAACUCCGAUUGAUUCAACAAAGGUGCGUACAGACGUACAGACUCUGCUCCGCAAACGAACGUUACUCGAGCGGAUUGCAAGAUGAUCGCAGGUCGAACAAGAGCGGAACGCGAACAGAGCUUGUGCUUGACAAGUUCCUAGGGGGCGAACUAACCAAUAGUUGUGCAUGCGCGUCUAACGUUUUUGUUGGAUCAGUUACAAUCUCUGUAUUAGCAUAUAAAAUUAUAAAAAUUAAUUAUUAAAUCAUCAAAAUUAAAUAAUAUAAAUUAAAUAAAACAUUUUUAAUAAUAGGUACCAGCAUAUUAGAAUUUAUAAGAAAGAAGCCAAACUCCCAACCACGCCUUUCACCUUUCAAAACAUUGUCAGACUUAACCUUUUUUUGUAAUAAAACAUCGAAAUAAAUGCAACAAACAUAAUAAUUAUUAUCAUCAAUUUAUUAUAAAAACAUAAUGUAUUCUAGGCUACCCAGAAAUCCCCUGGUUAGAAUAUUUUAUUCAUUUUUUGUUACCCGAUCAGCUGGAUUGAACGUUUCACUUUUGUGAGGUUAGGUUGUAGCACAACCAAAUCUAAUACAAGGCCCCGGCCUACGAUAUUACAACGUCGCAGUGUAGGUCUAUAGUGAGGUCCAGGUUAUAAUGGCAGUGUAGGAAGAUAGGAAAAGAGUUGCCAGAUCUCAGCCUUGUCACUCAAACAGCUGAUACUGGUAUAUCUGAUGAAUUUAACUGUUCAUUAUUGCUGAAAAUAGUUAAUCAUAUUUUAUUUGUCAAGAAAAUAUAUUUUUUAAGAUGUAAUGAUGAAUUUUCAUGAUUGAGAUCAAAUAUUUUGUCAAUUAGUUGAAUUUCUACAUUGUUGAUAAACGGUGUGGCAACAUCGCAAAGCGUGAAAGAGGUAGAGCCAUCUACUUUGUUGAAUGAUAGACAAGGAUAGCAACACCAUUGCAAAUCACACACUGCCAUUAUAACGUGGACCUCACUACAGAAAUACAUGAAGAUGUAUUAGAUUAGAAGAUCAGCUGGUAAAAAAUACCAGCUGAUCUUCUUCACCAAUCAUGUAUUAGAUACUAGGCCUACGCUGUGACGUUGGAAUAUCGUAGGCCCGCGCCUUGUAUUAGAGGUUGCUAUGGUUGUAGCGAAGUCAACAAUACGAUAAGCGCGCGAUCAUCCUUCGAACAUAUAGCAAACCUCUAGCGAACCCUUGCAUAACAUCUCGCGUAACGUUUAUGAUCGGAGCGUGUUCGAGGCGCGUAUAUCUGUACACACCUCAACGUCUAGACACUGAUUGUUGCAGAGCGGCCAUAUUGUAGAUAUCUUGGCGACAAAUUAAAAAAUUAAUGAAAUUAAUGUUAUUCAUGGCGGAAAACCAUCUGAUACACAUGUUGAGCAGCUACAACUCUGAUUGAUCCACCUACCAAGCGAAGCAACGUCUAAAUACUGAUUGUUGUGGAGCGGCCAUUUUGGCGGCAAAUUUAAAAUUAAUGAAGCUAUUCAUGGCGGCAAACCAUACACAUUUAUCCAACGCACAUGCUAAACUGCUACAACUCCAAUUGAUUCUACUAUCAAGCGGAGCAAGGUCUACAGAAAGAGGUCUAGAUACCAAUAUUAUGCUAUGUAGCGGCAAAUUUCAAAACCUAAUCUAAUACGAACGAAAUUAUGCAUUAAGUAUACGAAAUAAUCUUUCCGUUUCUUGUUAUGUUAAUUCAACAACUAGUAAACAAACUUCAAGACUUC